This is a messenger RNA of Humulus lupulus (European hop), 2042 nucleotides long. RefSeq names its product polyadenylate-binding protein-interacting protein 12-like. The coding region runs from base 487 to 1665 and encodes 392 amino acids. The transcript has 11 exons. Lineage: Eukaryota; Viridiplantae; Streptophyta; Magnoliopsida; Rosales; Cannabaceae. Gene Ontology annotation, molecular function: RNA binding. The record is from RefSeq and is a predicted model, not a curated record.
AUUGCACACAUACACAUGUAGAUACAUAUGUAUUAUCACAUGUACACAUAACACACAUAUAUAUAUGGUGUAUCAUCAUCAUCAUCAUCGCAUCAUCAUCAUCAUCAUUAUUUUGGUACGUUGUGUUUUGUGUUGUGUGAGAUGAAAGAAGGUCCAAAAAGGCAGUAGUAGUACAGCCCAAAUACCCUUUUUUCUCCUCUCCUUCAUAGAAUUCAUCCUUGAAUAUAUGAAAGAUUGUCUUUUUCUUGGUGUUAAUUAAUAAUAAUACCCAUUUUCAUAUCGAUUAUAAAGAUUGAUUUUUUAUCAUUGGUUUCGUUCGUUUUGAAAUUGAUUGUACUAGGCGAUCUUCACUUGUUGUGUCUAUCUUCCCUUGUUUGUUUCUCAAUGGGAUUGCUCUAAAAUAAAAAGUCAGUUUUUCAGAGGAAAUCUUUCGAAAAAGAACAAACUUUUGAUCAAGAAGGAAUAAAGGGGUUUGUGUCUGUGAUCAUGGCGGUGGCUGAGAAUGCACAAAAGUUUGAGGACAAUACUGUAGUAUCUUCGGUCUCGAAUGGGCAAAAUGAUGCUGAAAAUCCAAAACCCAGAAACGAUUCUUCAGGGGUUUUGAGUGUUGUGGACCCCGAUUAUCAGUCGAGCGACAACGAUCAGAAUUCUCCGGGGAAGUUUCAGAGCCAAGAGAAAGCGGCGAACCCAGCUGGUUUCUCAGUCCCGACAAGCAAUCAGAAGACUCAAAUUGGUCAGAUGCAAAAUGGGUUUGAGACCAAUGGGGUCGAUAAUCAACAGAUGGUGAUGGUUAACUCUGGUGGGUAUGGGAUUGAUCACAGUUCCAAUGGGGAUGAAAGCUAUAAACAUGAUAUGAGGGAUUUGGAGGAUUUGCUGUCUAAGCUGAAUCCCAUGGCCGAGGAGUUUGUUCCUCCUUCUCUUGCCAAGAAUUCUGGCUACCCGAUUGGUGCUGCGUUUGGCUAUGCUGGCAAUAUUUUAAUGCAAAUUAACAACGCUGCCAAUGUAAAUGGAUUUCUCGCUAGGAAGAAGAAGAACGGCUAUACUCAGGGGAGACGAAGGAAUUAUCACAAAUUGAGUCCGGCGCAGCGAGAUGCAAUGAUUAGGAGGACUGUGUAUGUAUCAGACAUUGAUCAACAGGUCACCGAGGAGAACCUUGCUGCUCUCUUUCUUAAUUGCGGACAGGUGGUUGAUUGUCGUGUUUGCGGUGAUCCAAACUCCAUUCUUCGUUUUGCUUUUGUGGAGUUCACAGAUGAAGAUGGUGCAAGGGCUGCUUUGAAUCUGUCAGGGACCAUGCUUGGCUAUUACCCAGUAAGAGUGCUUCCUUCCAAAACGGCAAUAGCACCUGUUAACCCAACGUUUUUGCCAAGGUCGGACGAUGAGCGUGAGAUGUGCUCAAGAACUAUUUAUUGUACAAAUAUUGACAAGAAGGUUACUCAAGCAGAUGUUAAACUGUUCUUUGAGUCACUUUGUGGAGAGGUUCAACGCUUGAGGCUGCUUGGGGACUAUCACCAUUCCACACGCAUUGCUUUCGUUGAGUUCACAAUGGCUGAAAGUGCAAUUGCAGCUCUUAACUGUAGUGGUGUGGUUCUGGGAACUCUGCCGAUAAGGGUAAGCCCGUCGAAGACGCCUGUUCGGCCACGUGCUCCUCGUCCUCCACUGCACUGAGUCGCCCCACCCUAGCAUGUUCCCUGGACUAAUUUCCUGCUGAUAGAUAUAUUUACAUAUACAUACAUAGAUACAGAAUCUUUUAAGGUACUUGUGGUGUUUAUCUAUACUUUUGUCCUCUGAAGUGCUGCUACCCGGUAUCGUUGUUCUUUAUGUAUGGAGGGUGAAGAUAAUUUAUGGGUUUUAUUUUGUUUAGCAUGUAGUAGAAGAGUUGGAUGGAUGGAAUUUUGAGGUGCCGAAAUCGUUUAAUUUAUGUGUCACAUUAUGAUGAAAAGAUUAUCAGGAGGAUGGUGACAGAGAUAACUGUUUUUUUUAACUGUUCUCGGAUGUUGCAAACAACCGGAAAUUCUUAUGAACAACUUUUUUCUUUCUGUUCA